AUUCCCUCCCUCGUCGUCGUGGCCGGAGCCACCAGACACAUGACUAUUAAUUGGCAAUGGCGCGUCCCCCAGAUUCCAUGGAAAUCCCCAGAGAGACUGCCAUCGCAUAGAUUACACAGCAGCCGCCAUCUCCACCACAUACGUUAAGGGCUCCCAUCAUGACUGCGGUCAAUCACAAGCCAAAUGGCUGGCUCUUGUUCAGCUGCACCAUCAUGUCGAUGGGUGCCAUCUUCUGCCAUCUUCUGGGGCUACGACAUUGGCAUUCUGAGCACCAUCUACGUUUCGCCUGGCUUCAAGGCCGCCCUCGGCUUCCCUUCUUCGGGCGACAUUGGACUCAUCACCGCCAUCUUCUAUGCUGGGCAGUUCAUCGGCUUCGCGUUCCUGGCUGGCCCCGUCAACAACCGACUGGGUCGUCGCUGGGCGGGCUUCUGUGGCGUGGUGGUUCUCUGCAUCGGAGCGGCCCUGCAGACUGGUGCUAUCCACCUUGCCAUGAUGGUCAUUGGCAGAAUCAUUGCUGGAUUGGGCACGGGUGUUGUGUCGACUUCGGUUCCCUUGUAUCUGAGCGAGAUUGCGCCCGCUCAGCACCGCGGUUUCUAUGUUGCUGCGAAUCAGGUCGGCAUUGUGUUCGGUAUCUCAAUGGCCUUUUGGGUCGGCUACGGCUACUCCUUCUGGAACUACGGCAACGGUAUCGAUCUCGAGUGGCGUCUUUCCAAUGCCAUGCAAUUUGUUCCUGCUUUGAUGUUCCUGUCUGGCGUCCCGUUUAUCCCAGAGAGCCCCCGCUGGCUGAUUGAGCACGAUCACGCAGACGAGGCAGCCAAGGCCCUGUCAAAGCUGCGUGGCGCGACUCUGGAGGAGGUCCAGCCCGAGCUCGAUGAAAUCCACGCCAACAUUCUGUGGCACAAGGAGAACUCCAUCACCUCUGCCAAGGUCUUCCUCAAGGAAAAGGCCCUUUGGUCGCGACUCUGGCGUGCCUGGGCCCUGUCCUUCCUGCAGCAGAUGAGUGGCGCGGCGGGCAUCCGAUACUACUUGCCCACCAACUUCAUCGCUGCUGGCACGUCCAAGGACCUUAGCUUGCUUGCUUCUGGCAUCGAUGGAACAGUCCAGGUCGCCUGCACGGUCGCAGCCAUGUUCUUCAUCGACAAGCUUGGUCGAAGGCAUUCGCUGGGUAUUGGCGCCAUCAUCAUGGCGUUCUGCUUGAUGAUCAACGGUGCACUACAGCUAGCCUAUCCCGAUCAGUCCAACUCGUCGGCGAAUUACUGCAACAUCUUCUUCAUCUUUCUUUUCACGGUCGGAUACAGCAUGGGCUUCGGGCCUUGCGCCUGGAUCUACGCAUCCGAGAUCUUCCCAGCCAACUGCCGGUCGAAAGGUCUUGGCCUCUCUGUCUCUGGCGCCUCGCUGGGCUCCAUCAUCGUAGGCCAGGUCUGGCCCAUUGCCGUGGCGAACAUUGGCCCGCGCGUCUACUUCGUCUUCAUGUCGUUCAACGUCUUUUCUGCCGUUCUGGUGUACUUGUUCUACCCCGAAACGAAGAAGAAGACGCUGGAGGAGCUCGAUGCCCACUUUGGCAAGCUGAAUAUCCAUAACGGGGCUGAAGCAUCGCCUGCAAAGGUCUUUGAGCAUGACCAUGUUGAGAUCUCUGGAAAGACUGCCUGAACUGGUAUUGGCAACAAUUGUUGUGGCAAUGGUCCAUAACCUGCAGUGGCUUAAAUGUAACAUUAGAUCUCGAUAACAAGCAGUAUGACAAUGGAUGCUUCCAGCCGUAUCUAGUGUCUCCACAGCUUUUUAAAUACA
Messenger RNA from Emericellopsis atlantica, 1788 nucleotides. Its product is annotated as general substrate transporter. The transcript has 6 exons. Gene Ontology annotation, biological process: carbohydrate transport; transmembrane transport. Lineage: Eukaryota; Fungi; Ascomycota; Sordariomycetes; Hypocreales; Bionectriaceae. Gene Ontology annotation, cellular component: membrane. Gene Ontology annotation, molecular function: carbohydrate:proton symporter activity. Bases 184 to 1650 code for a protein of 488 amino acids. The record is from RefSeq and is a predicted model, not a curated record.